CACGUAGCAGUGGGCGGGAGAAGAUGGAAUCGGAUCUCACGCUACGACGUUUCCAACUACCGGUCAGACAGGGAGUUGGAGGAUGAGCAUUACGUUCCAAAUAUGGUGUAAUUCCUACGCAUUGGAGCAAAACCUUCAACGACUGUUAGGCGGUAACGCCUCCUCCAUCUCCAUCCAUUCCCGUAAAACUCACAAAAAUCGACCUCUCUCUCUCUCUCUCUCUCUCAGCCAACCCGAAAUUACAGAGAAAACCCUAGAUUUUUAGUAUAAACAUUCCUAUCUAAACCUUCCUUGCGUCAAUGUCCUCCGACUCCAGCUCCUCAACCUCCGGCGACGACACCAAAAGUGGGCAACAUACCCCCCAACCACUCGAACAUCAAUUUGCAUCGGUGGCAUUGAGUGAAGCACCGGCAACGCAGGAGGAGUCCCUUAACGGGGAGGGCCAUCACCGAACCGAAACCGAGAUCAAUGAACGAGAAGGAAUUGUUGGUGGUUUCGAGCAAAGAGUUGACGACAAAUUUGAGGUUGAUGAGGUGGGACAGAGUGUCGAGCAUGGCGUGAUGUGGAGGAGGACGAAUUCAGAGCUGGAAGUCGAUGGGCAGUCGAGCCCGAGUAGCAGUGGCUAUGCCGGUGAAAGGGGCAGUACCAGUGCCAGCAGUGCUGCGUCAGGGAUUGACGGGAUUGUCGAGGAUGAGAUACAGCAUGUGAGGAAUGAUGAUUUAGUCGAUGGGUUUUCGGAUUUGUCGUCAUCUUGGGUGCCCGGCAAACGGCACCUCGAUGAGGAUGAUGCUUCCAUAUCAUGGAGAAAAAGGAAGAAGCACUUUUUUAUUCUAAGUAACUCAGGCAAACCAAUAUAUUCCAGAUAUGGAGAUGAACACAAGCUAGCAGGAUUUUCAGCAACGUUGCAGGCCAUUAUUUCCUUUGUGGAGAAUGGGGGGGACCAUGUCAAAUCGGUCAGGGCAGGAAAACACCAGGUGAUUUUUCUUGUGAAGGGACCCAUAUACUUAGUUUGCAUUAGCUGUACAGAGGAGCCUUAUGAGUCAUUGAGGGGACAGCUGGAGCUAAUUUAUGGUCAGAUGAUUCUUAUUUUGACAAAGUCGGUAAAUAGGUGUUUUGCAAAGAAUCCGAAGUUUGAUAUGACACCCUUGCUUGGAGGAACUGAUGUUGUCUUCUCAUCUUUAAUCCAUUCUUUCAGUUGGAAUCCAGCAACAUUUCUUCACGCAUACACAUGUCUUCCCCUGGCUUAUGCAACAAGGCAAGCUGCAAGUGCUAUAUUACAAGAUGUUGCCGAUUCAGGUGUUCUAUUUGCAAUAUUAAUGUGCAAGCACAAGGUUAUCAGUCUUGUUGGUGCUCAAAAAGCUUCGCUUCAUCCUGAUGACAUGCUACUACUUGCCAACUUUGUUAUGUCAUCAGAAUCAUUUAGGACUUCUGAAUCUUUUUCACCAAUUUGCCUGCCAAGAUAUAAUCCCAUGGCAUUUUUGUAUGCUUAUGUGCAUUACUUUGAUGUUGACACAUACUUGAUUUUGCUUACUACAAGUUCAGAUGCCUUUUAUCAUCUUAAGGAUUGCAGGAUUCGUAUUGAAGUGGUCCUUUUGAAGUCAAAUGUUCUCAGUGAAGUUCAGAGGUCCAUGCUAGAUGGUGGGAUGCAUGUCGAGGAUUUGCCUGUCGAUCCGUUGCCUCGUUAUGGAUCUUUAUCUUCACAUCUGGGCCAACCUACUGAUUCUCCUGAGAGAUUCAGAGAAUUUACGGGCAUUGGAGGUCCAGCAGGACUUUGGCAUUUCAUGUAUCGCAGUAUAUUUCUAGAUCAAUAUGUAUCUUCAGAUUUCUCACCACCUAUUAAUAAUCCACGACAGCAAAAGAGAUUAUACAGAGCUUACCAUAAACUUUAUGCUUCUAUGCAUAAUACAGGAGUUGGUCCCUACAAAACUCAGUUUAGAAGAGAUGAAAAUUAUGUUCUACUCUGUUGGGCCACCCAGGAUUUUGAACUAUAUGCGGCCUUUGAUCCACUUGCAGAGAAGGCAUUAGCUAUAAAGACUUGCACCCGGAUUUCCCAAUGGGUGAAAGAUGUGGAAAAUGAAAUAUUUUUGCUUGGAGCAAGCCCCUUUUCAUGGUGAUGCCGAUCACUCUCUAAUACAGCAUGUACUAUAGUUAUUGUUUUAUUUAAUAGUACCCCAGAAAUUGUUUUCCCACACGCUUUCAUUAGGAUGAUGAUGAUGAUGAUGAUGAUGAUGAUGAUAGUGAUCUUCCAAUUUGUUAAGUAACCCUUCAGAGGAUUUCGUACUCAUAAUCAUUUUGUAAUAGCAGUGAUAUAUCUUCUACUAAUAAUACAACGAAAAUAUACAGAUCAAUAGAAGGUAUUUGGUACAA
This is a messenger RNA of Carya illinoinensis, 2367 nucleotides long. RefSeq names its product vacuolar fusion protein MON1 homolog. Bases 300 to 2114 code for a protein of 604 amino acids. The record is from RefSeq and is a predicted model, not a curated record. NCBI's taxonomy places the organism in Eukaryota, Viridiplantae, Streptophyta, Magnoliopsida, Fagales, Juglandaceae. Gene Ontology annotation, biological process: vesicle-mediated transport; protein targeting to vacuole. The transcript has 14 exons.